Messenger RNA from Puccinia graminis f. sp. tritici CRL 75-36-700-3, 1047 nucleotides. RefSeq names its product cytochrome c oxidase subunit XV assembly protein. The transcript has 6 exons. Gene Ontology annotation, biological process: positive regulation of oxidoreductase activity; P450-containing electron transport chain. The record is from RefSeq and is a predicted model, not a curated record. Bases 146 to 670 code for a protein of 174 amino acids. NCBI's taxonomy places the organism in Eukaryota, Fungi, Basidiomycota, Pucciniomycetes, Pucciniales, Pucciniaceae. Gene Ontology annotation, molecular function: 2 iron, 2 sulfur cluster binding. Gene Ontology annotation, cellular component: mitochondrion.
AAAAAAAAGAAAGAAGAAAGUUUCAGAGAGAACAACAUUCCAGGAAAACCACCUCAAGAGACAAGCAUACACAUACCGGAAAGCAUUCAAGCCGACAUCCAACACUCCAUACACACAAACACUCAAAACAAACGAAAGGACAACGAUGAGCUUCUUACGGAUCCUGACACUCAAGAAAUCGCUAUCGAUCGGCUUGAACAAUGCCCGGGAAACGGUCAUCAAACCUUCAUCCGUGACCAAACCCAUCUUCCUUCGUUCCUUUCACGAUACCCGAUUUCUUCAACAUGGCGGCAAAGGGAGACCAGAACCAGGCACCGGGAUCAAGGUGUUCUUUAAAAAUCAUAAAGGAGAACUGAUCAAGGAAGUAGAAGGAAACGAGGGCGAUGACAUGGUGGACUUAUCGUGGGAAUGGGACCUAGAUAUCGAAGCUGCUUGCGAAAAAUCGAUUGCUUGUUCAACUUGUCAUUGUAUCUUUGAACCGGACGUUUACAACCAACUACCUGAGCCCAGCGAAGAUGAGGAAGACAUGCUCGACCUCGCAUUCGGGCUCACCGACACAUCUCGGCUGGGCUGUCAAGUCAAGCUAACAAAGUCCAUGGACGGUACUACCGUCACAUUACCUUCGGCAACAAGAAAUUUGAGGGUCGAUGGAUCAAAGCCCUCGCAUUGACAGCCCUUUUCCUUCUUCGUUUCUUUUCUUCCAAAGAUCCCCUCCAUAUCCCAGCCCUUUUGCUCCGUUUGAUUUUCUUUUUUUAUUCAUAUAUCUUCUCUCUCAAAUUCUUCAACUAAUAGAAAUACAAAUCAAAGUCAAAAGCUUCUUGAGUCCUUCUAUACCUUUGUGAAUGAUUGUCCUCGGACAUUUUUUUUUCCUAUUCUUGUUGUUACCGCAUGGUCCCGCCCCUGGGUCUACUUGUACCUUCGUGAAUAUCUGAACUUGCCGUUUCCUUUUCCAUUCAAUCUGGCCUUUCUUAUUGAUACCCCAUGCUCCCGCCCUGGGAUUGUGACGUAGGGGUUAGGCUCUAUGUUCCAAGAAAUAUCCUGAUGGUG